AUGCGGAUCAUUUCUGGAUGCUGUGAGGCUCAAAAAAACACUCUUUCUGGAGGCAACUCUCUGCAAGACAUGUGGGUAGGAUGAAUGACGGCACCCACCGGCAAAUAGCAUGCACAAGCGUGGGAAGGUCACGUUCUGAGUUGUGCAGUGUGUCCUGAGUAGCGCGGACAGAAGCGACGCAGCGAACGGGAAGUGUGCGUAGAAGCGAUCGACGAUGCUCCUGUUCUGUCCAAAUUGCGCCAACGCGCUGACAAUCAAGAAAGGCAACGAGUUCGAGAACCGCUGGGCAUGUCAGACGUGUCCGUACGAGUACCCGAUCAAGCGGCAGCUGCUCGAACGCAAGCGUCUGCCGCGCAAGAAGGUCGACGAUGUCAUGGGCGGCGAGGACAGCUGGAAGAACGUCGAUAGCACCGAGGCUGUCUGCCCCAAAUGCGAGCAUGGCCGGGCGUACUUUAUGCAGAUCCAGAUUCGCAGUGCUGACGAGCCAAUGACAACGUUUUACAAGUGCUGCAGCUGCGGAGAACAAUGGCGUGAAAACUAAGUGGGCUAUUGCCUCUUGGCCCCGUUAGCUUGUCU
Messenger RNA from Tilletiaria anomala UBC 951, 576 nucleotides. RefSeq names its product putative Rpc11-DNA-directed RNA polymerase III subunit C11. Gene Ontology annotation, biological process: DNA-templated transcription; termination of RNA polymerase III transcription. The record is from RefSeq and is a predicted model, not a curated record. The transcript has 2 exons. Lineage: Eukaryota; Fungi; Basidiomycota; Exobasidiomycetes; Georgefischeriales; Tilletiariaceae. Gene Ontology annotation, molecular function: DNA-directed RNA polymerase activity; nucleic acid binding; zinc ion binding. Gene Ontology annotation, cellular component: RNA polymerase III complex. Bases 215 to 541 code for a protein of 108 amino acids.